This is a messenger RNA of Chelonus insularis, 2953 nucleotides long. RefSeq names its product cullin 3 (gene Cul3). The transcript is spliced from 13 exons. Gene Ontology annotation, molecular function: ubiquitin protein ligase binding. NCBI's taxonomy places the organism in Eukaryota, Metazoa, Arthropoda, Insecta, Hymenoptera, Braconidae. The record is from RefSeq and is a predicted model, not a curated record. Gene Ontology annotation, biological process: protein ubiquitination; ubiquitin-dependent protein catabolic process. The coding region runs from base 293 to 2650 and encodes 785 amino acids. Gene Ontology annotation, cellular component: Cul3-RING ubiquitin ligase complex.
UACCACAUUUGUGUAAUUUCUGACGCGUUUGUACGCCCCAUACGUGAUUUAGGUAUAUAUAGUUCAGUGUUUGGCUCCCUUUCCCCUCAUUUUGCCCACUGGGCAUAAGAACAAACCUUUUCAUGUCUCGUUUUUCUUCUUACAAAUGUGUUUUAAGUAAAAUAAUAGACAUCCCAUCUCCUAGCUCGAGAUUGCGGAUAGACUGACAUUACUGGUUCGAGCUUGGAUCAAAUUUAUUUUUAUUUAUUUUUUAUUCUGUUGUGAAACUGUCGUAUUCAAACACUAUAUCGAAAUGAUGAAAGGUGGUUCUUUGCCGAAAAAGGAGAGCAAAAUGCGCAUACGUGCUUUUCCGACCUCCGUCGACGAAAAGUACGUUGAAAGCAUUUGGACGUUGCUGAAGAAUGCCAUUCAAGAAAUUCAGAAGAAAAACAAUUCAGGUCUCAGCUUUGAAGAACUUUAUCGAAAUGCAUAUACGAUGGUUCUUCAUAAAUAUGGAGAAAGACUCUACACAGGUUUAAAAGAAGUUGUUACACAACAUCUAGAGAAUAAAGUGCGUGAAGAUGUUCUUCAUUCACUUCACAAUAAUUUCCUACAAACAUUGAAUCAAGCAUGGAAUGAUCAUACAACGUCCAUGACGAUGAUCAGGGAUAUUUUGAUGUAUAUGGAUCGAGUUUAUGUACAACAAAAUGACGUAGAUAAUGUAUAUAAUCUCGGUCUGAUUAUUUUUCGAGAUCAGGUUGUUCGAUAUGGUUGUGUAAGAGAUCAUUUGCGAGAAACUUUGUUAGGAAUGGUUGCACGAGAAAGAAGAGGAGAAGUCGUUGAUCGUAUGGCUAUAAAAAAUGCAUGUCAAAUGUUGAUGUGUUUAGGAAUCAACAAUCGUUUAGUUUAUGAAGAAGAUUUCGAAAGACCGUUCUUACAGCAGAGUGCUGAAUUUUAUAGAAUGGAAUCUCAAAAGUUUUUAGCAGAAAAUAGUGCGUCGGUGUACAUAAAAAAAGUAGAAGCUAGAAUAGCUGAGGAAUCUGAAAGAGCAAAACAUUAUCUGGAUGAAUCGACGGAAUCACGAAUAGUAGAAGUUGUAGAAGAAGAGCUCAUAAAAAAUCACAUGAGAACCAUAGUGGAGAUGGAAAAUAGUGGUGUGGUACACAUGCUCAAAAAUCAAAAGACAGGUGACUUGAGCUGUAUGUAUAAGCUCUUCUCUCGAGUAACAGAUGGAUUACGUACAGUUUGUGAUUGUGUGUCACAAUUUUUACGAGAACAAGGUCGAUCUAUGGUCCAGGAAGAACAAGAUUCCACAACAAAUGCUGUCAAUUUCGUACAGAAUCUUUUAGAUCUUAAAGAAAGAUUUGAUCAUUUUCUUCAUUACUCUUUCAAUAAUGAUAGACUUUUUAAACAAAUGAUUGUGUCAGACUUUGAAUAUUUUCUUAAUUUAAAUUCAAAAAGUCCGGAAUAUCUUUCAUUAUUUAUUGACGACAAGUUAAAGAAAGGUGUCAAAGGGAUGACGGAACAAGAAAUAGAAGGAAUUCUUGAUAAAACAAUGGUUUUAUUUAGAUUUCUUCAAGAAAAAGAUGUAUUUGAGCGAUACUACAAACAACACUUGGCGAAACGUUUACUAUUAAAUAAAUCUGUCUCAGAUGACAGUGAAAAAAACAUGAUAUCAAAGCUAAAGACUGAGUGUGGCUGUCAAUUUACAUCUAAACUAGAAGGCAUGUUUAAAGAUAUAACAAUUAGUAAUACAAUUAUGGAUGAAUUCAAAGAUCAUGUUCAAGCAUCUGGGUUAAAUCUCCGCGGUGUGGACUUGAGUGUACGAGUGUUAACAACAGGUUUUUGGCCAACACAAUCAGCUACGCCAAAGUGUAGUAUGCCGCCCGCAGCUCGUGACGCCUUUGAUACUUUCCGUCGUUUUUAUCUCGCCAAACACAGCGGUAGACAACUGACACUUCAACCGCAACUUGGUUCAGCUGAUCUUAACGCCGUUUUCUACGGACCACGGAAAGAAGAGAAUUCCAGUUUACAGACACCAUCAUCUACAAGCUCAAUUAGCAGUGGUAAUGGCACCAAUCCUAGUGGUAAUCUCCUUAGUCAACGCACUAGUUGUAAUGGAAAUACCAGAAAACAUAUAAUUCAAGUUUCCACCUACCAAAUGUGUGUUCUAAUGUUAUUUAACAAUAAUGAUCAAUUGAGUUAUGAGGAAAUACAAAAUGAGACAAACAUUCCGGAGAGAGACUUAGUAAGAGCGUUACAAUCAUUAGCCAUGGGUAAAGCUGCACAAAGAAUUUUGCUUAAACAUCCACGGUCAAAAGAAAUUGAACCAACUCAUUGGUUUACUGUUAACGAUAGUUUUACUAGUAAAUUACACAGAGUUAAAAUUCAGACAGUAGCAGCCAAAGGUGAGUCCGAGCCAGAAAGAAAAGAAACAAGAAAUAAAGUUGAUGAAGAUAGAAAGCAUGAAAUUGAAGCAGCUAUUGUAAGAAUUAUGAAAGCUCGUAAACGUAUGCCGCAUAAUAUUCUUGUAACUGAAGUAACGGAACAACUACGUGCACGAUUUUUACCAUCACCGAUGAUUAUCAAAAAACGUAUAGAAGGAUUAAUAGAAAGAGAAUAUCUAGCGCGAACUCCAGAGGACAGAAAAGUGUACACUUACGUCGCUUAAUAUGGAACUCGCAUUUGUACAAACACGUGAGUAACCGAGCCACAACCACUCAAUUCUGAAGGAGUGAAGUGAAUGAUAAAAUAUAAAAAAAAGGGAAAAAUAUAAUAAGAGAUUGAAAAGAAAAAAAAAUUAUAAAUUGAUACGUGAAACAUGGUGUCGUUUCUUCGUUUGAAAAUUUCACUACAUUCGGACUCAAGUAAUCUUUGUCCGUGUAAUAGUAUAACAAUUUACCAAUAAGAUUAAGAAAAAAAUUUUAAGAAUAUUAUUAAAUAUCAAUGAAAUAAUUAUAACAGAUUUAAAUUA